CUUAUUCUCGCCUCUAGAUGACGCUGUGGGACAACAUGAGUUUUUAUAAACACUUGCACGUGCUGUGAGUCUCUCAAGCUGUUUUUGCAUCCCAAUAAAUCAAAAAGAAACGCCGGUUUGGGGAAAAAAAAAAAAAAAUCAUUAUUCGACGGCAUUGUAAACACAUUCUACAAAGAUUAAUAAAAAACAGCAAACAAUCUGGAAUGAACCCACAGAACGCAUGAACGCAAUGAACAGCCUCUGGAUGGGCAACCUGGAGCCCUACAUGGAUGAAGAGUUCAUCUCCAGAGCUUUUGCUCAUAUGGGAGAAACAGUGAUAGGAGUCAGACUGAUCCGAGACAAAAUAACUGGGCAAAAUGCAGGCUAUGGCUUUGUGGAGCUGAUAGAUGAAACAUCAGUGGAGAGAUGCCUCCGCAAAGUGAAUGGAAAACCUUUGCCCUUUGCCACUGCUCCUAAGAGGUUCAAGUUGAGUCGUGCCACCUACGGGAAACAUGGUGACAGCUGCUCUACUUCCUCCCUCUUCGUCGCCGAUCUCACCCCGGAUGUGGAUGAUGGCAUGUUGUAUGAGUUCUUUCAUUAUCAUUUUUCGUCCUGCUGCAGUGGGAGGGUCGUUCUGGACAGCAGUGGAUACUCAAAGUGCUGUGGCUUUGUGAGUUUUGAGAGCGAGAGAGAGCGGAGACGGGCUCUGGCAGAACUCCAGGGUGCUUCUGGACUCGGGAGGAAACCUUUACGCCUCAGUCUGGCUGCAAAUAAACUGAAGAAGAAAGAGUCGUCUGAGAAUGAAAAUGGUCAAUUCCAAGCAGAAAGCUACAACAGCCAUAACUUGUAUCUGAACCAGUAUUAUUACUCACAGUAUGACAGCCAUUUGUCUACAUAUGACUGGAACUAUGAUUACAACUACAUAGAUCCUUCCCAGAUCAUCGCACAGGAUGAAGAGAUAGAAGACGAUGGCCUAGAGUAUCCAGACUCUGAGAUAAAUGUGAUGGAGGCAAAUGAGAUAUUUAUGGACCAGAGUGAGGAACUGUACAGCGCUCUGAUGGGUUGUUUCUUCCAGCCUCCUGAAUCAUGGGACGGGGUCACCUGUAGCGUGACGUGUUACCUCCCAGAGCCAGUUUAUCAGUACUGA
This is a messenger RNA of Onychostoma macrolepis, 1126 nucleotides long. It is a transcript of the gene trnau1apa, whose product is annotated as tRNA selenocysteine 1 associated protein 1a. Gene Ontology annotation, biological process: selenocysteine incorporation. Gene Ontology annotation, molecular function: tRNA binding. The transcript has 9 exons. The coding region runs from base 221 to 1126 and encodes 301 amino acids. NCBI's taxonomy places the organism in Eukaryota, Metazoa, Chordata, Actinopteri, Cypriniformes, Cyprinidae. Gene Ontology annotation, cellular component: nucleus. The record is from RefSeq and is a predicted model, not a curated record.